AUGCAUGUUGCGGCGUUGGACUCCUCCCGAGGAGGCGCACGACACGACACGCCCCUUUCCCCUGUCGCCCCACUUUCCACCUCCCCGGAAAUUUCCUCUAGCAACCCUCCGGCGGCUGUCCCGGGUCCAAAUUUCGUCAAGCAUUCUCCCGCCUUCCUACUCGCUCUACCUUCCUUCUUGUGUCUCCAGGAAGAUGGUCGAUGA
Molecule: messenger RNA, 204 nt
Organism: Linum trigynum
Lineage: Eukaryota; Viridiplantae; Streptophyta; Magnoliopsida; Malpighiales; Linaceae
Source: the annotation of a GenBank genome assembly